AUGACGGCCGAGCUGCAGGCCCCGGGAGGCGGCGGCGGCGGCGGCGGCGGCGGCGCGGAUUGCCAGAUGCUUUUAAACCAGCUGAAAGAGAUCACGGGAAUUCAAGAUUCGGCUUUCCUUCACGCGGCUCUAAAGGCUGCUAAUGGAGACCUAAUGGAAGCGGUCACCUUCCUGACGGAGGAGCAUGCUCAGGAGCCGGCUCAGGACGCGGCUGCUGCAGAGCCGUCCGCUUGGGAAGGGAGCGCUGUGGGCAAGCAGCUCCCACAAAACGUUGCUCCUGCGCUUACCCCUAACAACAAAGACGACGUCCGCGCAGUCGACGCCUUCAGACCGCUGGAAUCGCCGAAAGCUCAGGCUGCAGAAAGAGAUGCUGCAGAAAGACCACAGGAAGCGCAUCCUGCUGAAAACAAAAAUCGCUCCAAAAGGAAACGCUGUGAAGUCUGGGGAGAGAACCCCAAGCAGAACGACUGGAGAAGAGUGGGCGACUGGCCCGUUGGAAUGAAAAAUAUCGGAAAUACGUGUUGGUUUAGCGCGGUCAUACAGUCUCUGUUCCAGUUGCCGGAAUUUCGGAGGCUGGUCCUUGGGUACUCGCUCCCGCAAAACGUGCUUGAAAGUUGUCGUAGUCGCACUGGGAAAAGAAAUAUUGCGUUCAUGCAAGAACUUCAGUGUCUAUUUGCUUUAAUGCUGGGGACACGUCGUAAGUUUGUAGACCCUUCCGCGGCACUGGAACUCCUGAGGGAUGCGUUUAGAUCCGCUGAAGAACAGCAGCAAGAUGUGAGUGAAUUUACGCACAAACUACUGGACUGGCUGGAGGAUGCGUUCCAGCUUGCUGUGAAUGUCAAGAGCCCUGGGGACAAAUCUGAAAACCCAAUGGUACAGCUUUUCUAUGGGACUUUCUUGACUGAGGGUGUCCACGAGGGCAAUACUUUUUCCAAGAUCGAAACCUUCGGUCAGUAUCCCCUUCAGGUAAAUGGUUAUCGAAACUUGAAUGAGUGCUUGGAAGGAGCCAUGGUGGAGGGAGAGAUGGAUGAGGCGACAGCAUCUCAGUCAGUGAAGUAUGGACAGGAGCGCUGGUUUACAAAACUCCCACCAGUACUGACCUUUGAACUCUCCCGAUUUGAGUUCAAUCAGUCACUAGGACAGCCAGAGAAAAUUCACACCAAGCUAGAAUUUCCCCAGACUAUUUAUAUGGACAGGUACCUCUACUGCAGCAAAGAGCUUAUUCAGAUGAAGAGAGAAGAAAUGAAGAGAUUGAAGGAGAAAAUGGUGAUUCUGCAGCAGAAACUGGAAAGGUACAUGAAAUACGGCUCCGGCCCAGCCCGCUUUCCGCUGCCCGACAUGCUCCAGUACGUUCUCGAAUUCAUCGCUACAAAGCCAGCUGUAGUUGUUUCUUCUGCUCAGGGCUCUCAGACAACGCUCCUGCAGUCCCAAGCCGAGCCUCAUGUUUUGGACGUGCUUUCACAGCCGAGUGGCGUACUAGAAAAGAAGGAUACUCGGACUGAAGAUGGAGCUUUCUUUUUGGCAAACUCUUCGCCCCAGCAAAAAUCGAGUACACCGCUCCAGCCUUCUGGUUCGCCGGCAGAAAUGUCUGAACGUCCAGCUCCUCACGUAGUUUCCGAGGAAGAGCUGAACCUUGUUCGGACCUGUCUACAGCGAUGGAGAAACGAGAUAGAACAAGACGUGCAAGAUCUGAAGGAGUCUAUUGCCAGAAUCAGCCUGUCCAUUGAACAAAUGUACUGUGACCCUCUCCUCCAACAGGUUCCCUAUCGUUUGCACGCAGUCUUGGUACAUGAAGGGCAAGCAAAUGCUGGUCACUACUGGGCCUUCAUAUACGACCAGCCUCGAAAAAGCUGGCUCAAAUACAACGACAUCUCAGUGACAGAGUCAUCGUGGGAGGAACUGGAGAGAGAUUCAUUCGGCGGCUUGAAGAACGCCAGUGCCUACUGCCUGAUGUACAUAAGCGAUAAGGUGUCUCGCUUUGUUGCAGACGGGGACGACGGCUCAGAGGUUGGGCAGUUUCAGAAGGAAGUCGAAGCCUUGCCCCCAGAGCUGAGGCACUACAUCCAGGAGGACAACUGGCGGCUCGAGCAGGAGGCAGAGGAGUGGGAGGAGGAGCAGUCUUGCAAGAUUCCUCAGAUGGAGCCUUCGCCUGCUUCUGAAUCGCAGGACCUCUCUUCUGAAUCAGGACCAGAUCAGUCUUCGGUCUGCGAGCAGAGCGUGCGCUCCCUGUCCUCCGAACACGCCAUGAUCGCCAAGGAGCAGACUGCCAAGGCCAUUGCAAACACCGCCGACGCCUACGAGAAGAACGGCGUCGAGGCAGCUCUCUGCGAGCCCAAGGAGGUAGAGCCAGUGAAGGCCCAACCGGGAGAAACAGCCCUUACAGUUCAGGCAGAGCAACCACAGGACGCUAAGGAAACAGAGUCUGCUGCCCAAACUAGCUCACAGGUCUCGGAAGUGGAAAUCCCCAGUGUGGGGAAGAUUCCCGUUAGAUCCGAUGCAGACGGAUAUAAUGAGGAGGUGAUGCUGAGUCCAGCCAUGCAAGGUGUCAUCCUGGCUAUUGCAAAAGCCCGCCAGACCUUUGAUCGAGACGGGUCUGAAGCAGGGCUUGUGAAGGCGUUCCACGAGGAGUACUCCCGGCUCUACCUGCUUGCCAAAGAGACCCCGACCCCUCAGAACGACGCCCGGUUGCAGCACGUGCUCAUUUACUUCCUGCAAAACAACGCUCCCCAGCAGGUGGUGGAACGGACCCUUCUCGAGCAGUUUGCCGACAAAAACCUCAGCUACGAUGAAAGGUCCAUCAGCAUUAUGAAGGUAGCGCGAGCAAAGCUGAGGGAAAUUGGCCCUGACGACGUCGAUAUGGAGGAGUACAAGAGAUGGCACGAAGACUACAGUCUUUUUCGCAAGGUGUCAGUUUACCUGCUGACGGGGUUGGAGCUGUACCAGAAGAGAAAGUACCAGGAGUCGCUCACCUACCUGGUCUACGCCUACCAAAGCAACACCAAGCUGCUGCUGAAAGGAGCCAACAGGGGAGUGAACGAAUCGCUGAUCGCCUUGUACCGAAGGAAGUGUCUCCUGAAGCUGAACGAGGUGGCAGCGUCUCUGUUCGUAAGUUGUGAAGAAGCCCGCGUGGCAGAGGGCAUCAGCAUCCUGAACGAGCUGAUCAUCCCCUGCAUGCACCUCAUGAACAACUUUGAGGUCUCCAAAGAGGACCUGGAUGCCAUCGAGGUCAUGAGAAACCGCUGGUGCUCCUAUUUGGGACGAGAAGACAUGGACGCAAAACUGCAGAUGAAGCUGGGCGAAUUACUGCCCCGGCUCCUCGACUGCUCCACCGAGGUCAUCGUUCUGAAAGAGCCCCCGAAGAUCCGGCCCAACUCCCCCUACGACCUCUGCAGCCGGUUCGCAGCCGUGAUGGAGUCCAUUCACGGGGCCUCCACUGUGACUGUGAAAUAGACGGCGGGCUCCCCGCCCCGGCGUGGUGCGGGCGCUGCAGACCGCCCGCCGGCCCGGCGUCCUCCCGUCGGGCAGCGUUCGAAAGGGAGAGGGAAGAGAAGGGGCGGUUCGGAUUCGGAGCUGUGUUCCUUGUAAAUACGAGCGAAUAAAAAGCAGUAUUGCACUUUUGAGAGAAAACGUUACGCGGUAGCGCGAAGGACCCGGACCGCUGUUCUAGCCGGGCGCGCCGGGUCCACUGGCAGCGCCGUCUGCCGUGGGGUCGCCAGGCCAUCUCAGGAGGUUCUCCCGGUUUGGCAGCUUCCUAGCCACAGAUCCCUGGGCCCGUGAUGGCAGCAGAGCCGAGAGACCGGGUCCUCUGGUGAGCCGGGCUACGAGCCGCCGUGGAUCCGUCAGAUGCAUUUGUGUCUUCCCGAACGAUUAGCUGCCGGAGGUUAGGCGUUCAGAUCUCGCCAGGCUCCCGCUAGCAGGGGUCCGAGCUGCGCGACUGGGAAGCAGAGAGGAGCGGUGGCCGACGCGCGUUUUGGUCAGGUCAGGCGGGCGCUUGCCUUUCGUGUUUUUAAGUGGCGAAGGAGAACGUGCGGGGGGCCUUCCUCUGAGGAAGGCACGAGCAAAUGGUGGCAGCGACAAGGGACGGGACGGUAAAGGUUGUCGCCCGCCCGACUGUGCCACAGCGAUAGCUUCCCGGCUAAGGCAGAUCGCGCGCCGCGAAGGACCGAGAAGGCGAACUUCCUUCUCGCCUCUGGCGGGUUUUCAGUGCCGGAUUAGUGUUGACGACAACUGCGAGGGCCAGAAUCGGCUCCCUUUUUUGGUGGUGGUGGGUUGUUUUUCGGUUUUGGGGUUUUUUAAUUGACUUUCUAUUAAAAAAAAAAAAAAAACAAAAAGUGCUCCGUUUGGAUUUCCGUUUGCGGGCAGCCUGUACGUGCGUUUGAGCUGCGGCAGUUGUUUUAAACCAAAUGUUCUCAG
This is a messenger RNA of Gymnogyps californianus (California condor), 4413 nucleotides long. RefSeq names its product ubiquitin specific peptidase 28 (gene USP28). Bases 1 to 3450 code for a protein of 1149 amino acids. The transcript is spliced from 26 exons. Gene Ontology annotation, biological process: protein deubiquitination; regulation of protein stability; DNA damage checkpoint signaling. Gene Ontology annotation, molecular function: cysteine-type endopeptidase activity; cysteine-type deubiquitinase activity; protein binding. The record is from RefSeq and is a predicted model, not a curated record. Lineage: Eukaryota; Metazoa; Chordata; Aves; Accipitriformes; Cathartidae. Gene Ontology annotation, cellular component: nucleus; cytosol.